This is a messenger RNA of Enhydra lutris kenyoni (northern sea otter), 1236 nucleotides long. Its product is annotated as carbohydrate sulfotransferase 6. Gene Ontology annotation, molecular function: N-acetylglucosamine 6-O-sulfotransferase activity. The transcript has a single exon. Lineage: Eukaryota; Metazoa; Chordata; Mammalia; Carnivora; Mustelidae. Gene Ontology annotation, cellular component: Golgi membrane. Bases 22 to 1203 code for a protein of 393 amino acids. The record is from RefSeq and is a predicted model, not a curated record. Gene Ontology annotation, biological process: N-acetylglucosamine metabolic process; keratan sulfate proteoglycan biosynthetic process; carbohydrate metabolic process.
CGCAGGCCCCCAGCGAGAGGCAUGUGGCUGCCCCGUAUCUCCAGCACGGCGGUGACCGUGCUCCUGCUGGUGCAGACCUGCAUCCUGCUUUUCCUGGUCUCCUGGCCCAGGCCGCCGUCCCCAGCCGGCGGCAAAGAGCGGGUGCACGUGCUGGUGCUGUCCUCGUGGCGCUCGGGCUCGUCCUUCGUGGGCCAGCUCUUCAGCCAGCACCCCGACGUCUUCUACCUGAUGGAGCCCGGGUGGCACGUGUGGACCACCCUGUCGCAGGGGAGCGCGCCGGCGCUGCACAUGGCCGUGCGCGACGUGGUGCGCUCCGUCUUCCUGUGCGACAUGGACGUGUUCGACGCCUACCUGCCGUGGCGCCGCAACCUGUCGGACCUCUUCCAGUACGCGGUGAGCCGCGCGCUGUGCUCGCCCCCCGCCUGCCCCGCCUUCCCGCGCGGCGCCAUCAGCAGCGAGGCGGUGUGCAAGCCGCUGUGCGCGCGGCAGCCCUUUAGCCUGGCCCAGGAGGCCUGCCGCGCCUACAGCCACGUGGUGCUCAAGGAGGUGCGCUUCUUCAACCUGCAGGUGCUCUACCAGCUGCUCAACGACCCGGCGCUCAACCUGCGCAUCGUGCACCUGGUGCGCGACCCACGGGCCGUGCUGCGCUCACGUGAGCAGACCGCCAAGGCGCUGGCGCGCGACAACGGCAUCGUCCUGGGCACCAACGGCACAUGGGUGGAGGCCGACCCCGGCCUGCGCGUGGUGCGCGAGGUGUGCCGCAGCCACGUGCGCAUCGCCGAGGCCGCCACGCAGAAGCCGCCACCCUUCCUGCGAGGCCGCUACCGCCUGGUGCGUUUCGAGGACCUGGCGCGGGCGCCGCUGCCAGAGAUCCGCGCGCUCUACGCCUUCGCGGGCCUGAGCCUCACGCCGCAGCUGCAGGCCUGGAUCCACAACGUCACGCACGGGUCCGGGCCCGGAGCGCGCCGCGAGGCCUUCAAGACCUCGUCCAGGGACGCGGUCAAUGUCUCCCAGGCCUGGCGCCACGCGCUGCCCUUCGCCAAGAUCCGCCACGUGCAGGAGCUGUGUGCCGGCGCGCUGCAGCUGCUGGGCUACCGGCCCGUCUCCUCCGAGAGCGAGCAGCGCGACCUCACCCUGGACCUGGUGCUGCCGCGUCGCCCUAGCAGCUUCAGCUGGGCGUCCUCCACGGAUGCACACCCCUAACCUUAGCGCACGCCCCUAUUUGCGGCGCUGGGG